AUGGGGAGAAAAAGAUCCCCAAAAUCUGCUGCUCCAGAAACCCUAAUUUCUGGAAACGAUAAUGGGGAAAAGAGGGGAGGAGGAUUCUUCGCGUGCUAUUUGCUGACGUCGCUCUGCCCUCGAUUCAAAGGCCACACUUACAUCGGUUAUACGGUGAAUCCACGGAGGCGAAUACGGCAGCACAACGGGGAAAUCGGGAGUGGGGCUUGGAGGACGAAAAGGAAACGGCCAUGGGAAAUGGUGCUCUGCAUCUAUGGCUUUCCGACGAAUAUUGCUGCCCUUCAGUUUGAGUGGGCCUGGCAGCAUCCCGUCGAGUCUCUUGCCGUAAGAAAGGCAGCGGUUGGCUUCAAAUCUCUGUCAGGGCUGGCUAAUAAGAUCAAAUUGGCUUGGACCAUGCUCACUCUUCCACCUUGGGAUAGUAUGAGUCUCACAGUCAACUUGUUUUCGACAAAAUACCAAAAGCACAUCUCUGGCUGCCCGACCUUGCCCUCGCAAACACGAACCCGUGUAAGCACCAUGGAUGAGUUGCCCUGUUACAACACAAAUGCUGAAGAAGAAGAUGAUGAUGAUUGUGAUGAAGAGGAAGGAGAAGGAGAUGAUGGUAUUCUUAAUGCCGACGCUACUUCUCUGGGAGCGACAAUAGAAACGGCAAGGAGAAGCAGCCUAGUGCAAGUAGAACAAGAUCUGGGAGAUGAAGAAAAUGGCAACGACAACAAUGUCGAUAAAUCCCCAUCCCCACAAUGGAAUUGGAAUAGGAAUAGGAAUAGGAAUUCGCCUCGGAUCAAUGGAGAAGAUGAUCAUAAUACCGGGCCACAGUCAACAAUGUCAAUUAUCAUUGCCGACGGGUCUCCAAGAACUGACAAGAACCAACAUUCACCCGAGGUCAUCGAAAUCUUCACUCCUUUGUCAUGCUACAACAGAAUCAAUUCAUGCAGCAGCAGCAGCAAAAACAGAGGAGAAGGGCCAACUGAAAUAAUCGAUCUCACUAACUCUCCUUUGUUUGUAUAGUAUCAUAUAGUAAGCAUUUCUUACACACAACAAACAAAGACACCUUUCUAGAAGAUGGUUUGUCAUGAUCAUUGCUACUAGUGAUUGAUUGAAAUGUUUUGCCGUAUACACGUUGACUAGUGUAGUUAGUCUU
Molecule: messenger RNA, 1141 nt
Organism: Andrographis paniculata
Lineage: Eukaryota; Viridiplantae; Streptophyta; Magnoliopsida; Lamiales; Acanthaceae
Exons: 3
Coding region: 1-1008 (335 amino acids)
Biological process (GO): double-strand break repair via homologous recombination
Cellular component (GO): Slx1-Slx4 complex
Molecular function (GO): crossover junction DNA endonuclease activity; 5'-flap endonuclease activity
Source: RefSeq, a predicted model, not a curated record